This is a messenger RNA of Trypanosoma cruzi, 993 nucleotides long. RefSeq lists its product as uncharacterized. The record is from RefSeq and is a predicted model, not a curated record. The transcript has a single exon. Lineage: Eukaryota; Euglenozoa; Kinetoplastea; Trypanosomatida; Trypanosomatidae. The coding region runs from base 1 to 993 and encodes 330 amino acids.
AUGAAUAUAACACUGGAGAGCCUCGCCCAGGCCCUCACUGUCCUGCAACAGGCGACUGCAGCGGACUUGUCAGGGGAGACUGAGACAGCUGUUGAGAUGUACGUCGCAGCAAAGAACGAAUUGGACGCUGUGGCUCCGUACCUCCCCCGCGGACACGCCGAUGUGGUUCGAGGCCAUGCGGAGGAGGUUAAGCGCAGAAUAGACGGGAUCAACUGCAAUCGAUGGGCGAAAGAGGGCAAAAGUGAGUUUCCCACAUUCCCUCUGGAGUAUGUGCCAAAGCCUGUACCUGUCGAGGAGUUUAGGGUGCCUCUCAAUCCCACCUUUCGGGUAUUGUGGCUGAUGCGUCUUUUGGAACGCUCAAUAAGGCAAGGUGCCUUCGUGGCACCUGAUCUGUAUGUAGGGAAGGAGGUGUGGUACCAGAACGGGGGAGGCGCCGCCCUCACACACACGGGCCCGAAGAUACGUUACCUGACCGCCCUCUGCGGGGCGAUGGAGAAGUUGCGGGCGGUGGCGAACCUGAACAAUACCGAAACCGUCACAAAAAGCCUUCGAAAAUAUUUAAGGACAGCGGAAGAGCUUACAACGGCGUUAGAGAUGGAGAUUGGAAUUCGCACAGACGGAGGGGCGUCGCCACGUUCAAGGAUUGAACGGGGUAUGCGAGGUUUAUUCCACAAGGGACAGCAAGUGCUUCGAACAUGGAUGAAUCAGGAACCAAAUAUGGAGUUGUGUCUCAUUUGGGCCGUCAACACACUCGGGCAGGCACAGCUGUUCGAAAGGUGGAUUAUAUACUACUCUCAAGUGCAUAUGUCACCGGCCGUGACAGAAAUUAUGGGUUUCUUGCACCGUGCGGUGGGGCUUCUGUACAGUGGUCCCUGUAGUUUUUUGCUGCGGGAUAUGGCGAUUCUGAUAGAGCGGCACCAAGAGAAGUGCCGUAAAAGCAUUACUCGUCUUCUUCCAGUAGAUGUCAAGUUGGAGGGCGGCACGUUCAGUUAA